This is a messenger RNA of Plasmodium yoelii, 963 nucleotides long. RefSeq names its product NIMA related kinase 3, putative. Gene Ontology annotation, molecular function: protein serine/threonine kinase activity; ATP binding. Lineage: Eukaryota; Apicomplexa; Aconoidasida; Haemosporida; Plasmodiidae. Gene Ontology annotation, biological process: autophagosome organization; autophagy; peptidyl-serine phosphorylation. Gene Ontology annotation, cellular component: cytoplasm; autophagosome. Bases 1 to 963 code for a protein of 320 amino acids. The transcript has a single exon. The record is from RefSeq and is a predicted model, not a curated record.
AUGUUUCCUUUAUUGUUUGUUACUUUCUUUUUUGUUGUUUUUUGUGUAUUCCUUUGUCUCCUGUCGUUAUUUUAUUUUGUUUUUUUCUCAAAAUUGUACAUAUUGUUUUUCUUUUAUAUAAUGUUAACUUUAUUAUUACCAACCAUUAGGAACACAUGUGAAAAGCAGAAUGUAUAUAUGAAUUAUGGGUAUAAAUUCGAAACUGUUUUAGAGAUAAUGACUUCAAACAGUGAAAUACAUUUAGUAAAAUCAUUGGAUACAAAUGAAACAUUUAUUUCAAAAGUUUAUGAUCUUUAUGGAAUAAACGAAAAUGAUUUAAAAAAUUAUAUGAAUGAAUUACAUAUUAUGAAAAAGUUGGAGAAUUGUGAAAAUAUAGUUAAGAUUGUUGAUUUUAUUAAGAAAAAUGAUUCGUUAUCUUUCAUAAUCGAAUUUUGUAAUCAAGGAGAUUUAUAUUCUGAUAUUUUAAGAAGAAAAAUAAAUAAUGAACAUUAUUCAGAAAGUGAAAUAUUUAAUAUAUUAAACCAGAUAUUAAAUGGAUUAAGCUCUAUCCAUAAAAAUGGUAUAAUUCAUGGUGAUUUAAAAAGCACCAAUAUAUUUAUUAAAGAUGAUAAAAUAAAAAUUGGUGAUUUUGGUAUAUCACAAAAAGGAUCAAAUAAAAAUUUAGGGACAUUAAAUUUUUUAAGUUAUGAAUCUAUAAAAUUAAACAAAACAAAUAAAUUAAGUGAUUUAUUUCAAGUAGGUUGUAUAUUAUAUGAAUUAGUAACUUUGUCUUCUCCAUUUUCUGCUAAUAAUAUAAAUGAUAUGAUUCGACUUUUUGAAGAUAAAAAUUAUAAAAAUGAUAUUAUUAAAAAUAUUUCAUCAUUUUAUUCUAUACAAUUAGUUGAUAUUAUUUCAAAAUUAUUAUCAUUAAAUGCGUUAGAUCGGUUACAAGUAAUUUCUAAUUAUAAUAUUGCAAGAAAUUAA